AUGAGUGUUUAUCUUGAGUUAAGUGUAAUAGCUGUCAUGGUAAUACAUAUUCUAGUCUGUCCAUAUACUAAAGUUGAAGAAAGCUUUAAUCUACAGGCUAUACAUGAUGUAAUUUAUCAUAAUCUCGAUAUAGAACAGUAUGAUCAUUUAGAGUUUCCUGGUGUUGUACCUAGAAGUUUUAUAGGACCUGUUGUCAUUGCCUUUCUCUCAAUGCCUAUGAUUAGCUUAUCACAGUUACUCAAUCUAGACAAGAUGGCUUCACAAUAUAUUGUAAGAUUUUGGUUGGGAUUAAUGGUAGCUAUAAGUUUUAUAUCAUUUUCAAGAUCAGUGGGUACAAACUUUGGUAAAGAAGUUAAAACAUGGUUAAUAAUAACAUGUCUCACACAGUUUCAUUUCAUGUUUUAUAUGUCUCGACCACUACCAAAUAUAUUCGCUCUUGUUCUAGUAUUGUUUGCCCUGUCUAUGGUGUUAAGUGAAGAUUUUGUCAGGUAUAUAUGGUUAUCUGGAGCAGCAGUUAUAAUUUAUAGGACAGAAUUAGUCUUAUUACUGGGUCCUUUAUUAGUGUUUGGUUUGUUGAAACAGAAACCUUCAUACCAAAUGUUACAGUAUUAUAUUUUACAUGGAAUUUUAGCUGCAAUAUCUUUAUUAGCUUUAACAAUAAUAGUAGAUUCAGUAUUCUGGAAGAGGUGGUUAUGGCCAGAAGGAGAAGUUUGGUGGUAUAAUAUUGUUUUAAAUAAAAGUUCCAAUUGGGGUACAGAACCAUUUUUCUGGUAUUUCUACAGUGCUCUUGUUCGUGCUAUAUCAUUUAGUAUUGUAUUGUUACCAAUAGGUGUCUACAUAGACAGAAGAAUAAUACCAUUACUUUCAUCAGCUGUUAUAUUUAUCAUAUUAUUUUCAUUUUUACCACAUAAAGAAUUGAGGUUUAUAAUCUACACUUUUCCUGUGGUGAACUUAGCCAUUGCCAGUGCACUAAAAUAUUUAUGGAUAAAUCGUAAUAAAUCAAUCAAGCGGUAUUUAUCAUGUUUGAUUGGUAGUGGUUUAUUAGCUGGUAAUUUAUUGUCUACGGCAGGAUUUUUAUAUAUCUCACAUCAUAACUACCCUGGUGGUCAGGCCAUACAGAUAUUACAUAGUUUAAACAACAGAACAGAUUUUGUUGAUGUUCAUAUUGAUGUGUAUUCAGCACAAACUGGUAUCUCUAGAUUUACACAGCUCCAUUCACAUUGGAGGUAUGAUAAAACAGAAGAUAUAUCUCCAAAUGGACAGGAAAUUCAGAAAUUCACACAUCUCUUAUUGGAAGCUACACUUGCAAAUUUUAGUGACAGUGAACUUUAUACACACUCACAUGAACUACAAGCCACCAUUCCUGGUUUUACAGGAAUAUCAUUAAAUCCAAAAAAUAUGCCACCUGUAAAAUUAAAGUUUGAACCAAAAAUAUGGAUUCUGAAGAAAAAGUUUCUCUCAAGAAUAAAAAACAUGUAAAC
Messenger RNA from Lottia gigantea (owl limpet), 1481 nucleotides. RefSeq lists its product as hypothetical. Gene Ontology annotation, molecular function: alpha-1,6-mannosyltransferase activity. The coding region runs from base 1 to 1479 and encodes 492 amino acids. Gene Ontology annotation, cellular component: endoplasmic reticulum membrane. Lineage: Eukaryota; Metazoa; Mollusca; Gastropoda; Lottiidae. The transcript is spliced from 9 exons. Gene Ontology annotation, biological process: protein N-linked glycosylation. The record is from RefSeq and is a predicted model, not a curated record.